AAUUACAUUAAUCAUGGCUGAAUUCCAUUUAGUUGCUUCAGAUUCAGUCUCCUGUGGUUUUGAUUACUGGGACAAUACAAUAUAAUGUUGCUAUUGUAAAUAUUACCAGUAACACCUGUGCUUUCCUACUAUGACAAGUCAGAUUAUGCUGUGCAAAAAGUGUGUUGCUGAAAAUCUGUUUUUACUGCAGUAUGGCUUCGACCUGGAGAAAUGGAUCUUAACUGGUCAGCAGCCAGCCUGUCAGGCCCCAUCCUGCCCCCCCUACUGGCUGAUGUUCAGCAGCCCUCAGGAGCGCCGCAAGGCCAAUCGCAGGAGCAGCGACAUAUGGUCCCCGAGCCCCCGGCCCCGCAGUCACAGCCUGAACUCUGCAGACACUCGCUGGCUGCACUAUCGCACCGUCAGGUUCUUCAGCUCUGACUCUGAGGAUGAAGAUGGUUACCAUGAGGAUAAUGAAGCCUCCUCUACCGAAGACACACCUCGCACCAUCAAGAGCAGAGAGCGGCCCCGGAGCGCUGCACCCAAAGACCAGCUCUCCAGAGUCAAAGACAUGCACCAUGGUCCUUCCACUCACCACGGUAAGCCUGCCUCACCUCAGAGCCUCAGAGGCUAUUUACCGUCUCUUCUAGACAGCAGACCACCUCUGCGAGGCCUGGACCAGCACAGGUCCCAGCAGGCCACCCCCGUCCCUCACUGGCAGAAGACCAGCAAAAAGAAGCUGCGUUCAAAGGGCUCUGUGGGCAGAAAGUACUCCCAGGACACACCACCUGCUCCCUCUCCACCCAGGCUGCACCAGCAACGACCCUCCUCUGCAGGGCCCGUUGGCACAAACUACAGACAGAAGGCACUGAGGACCGGUGGCUCUCGUGGUGUUUUCUUUGACUCAGCAGCGGAGUUGUUGUCAGCACUCAGCCAGGAAGAGAGGGAGCUACUUGAAACCAUCACAGAGAAGGGCUACCCUUUACGCACAGCGAUUCUGGCUCUGCAAAAGACCGGCUAUCACAGCCCAGAGAAGAUCUUAAAAUACCUGGUAGCCAGUGAUCGUCUGUGUGAGCUGGGUUAUGCUGAAGCUCAGGUGGAGGAGGCCUUGGAGAUGUUUCAGAACUGUGAAAGCAAGGCUGCUGAGUUCCUGCGUCUCCUCACUCAGUUUAAUGAGAUGGGCUUCCAGCAAAAUGCAAUCAAAGAAGUGCUGCUUGUCCAUGAAAAUCACCGCGAGAGGGCUCUUGAAGAACUCAUGACACGCAUGGCUUAAACAGAACAUCUUCAGUUCUAGUCUUCAUAGAUAAUGGAUUAUAUUCUGCAAUACACUGUGUGAAAUGUACUAGUAUGUAUACAGUAUGUACUAAGAUACAUGAUGUGGUUAAAACGAACACAAGGUUAACUUAAACCUUGUGCAACGCAACCAUUUAGAAGCCUUCGAGGUGUCUCCAAAAGGGAAAUUAACUGUCAGUAUCUUUGCACAUAUGGAAUAAAUAAAUAAGUAUCAGUAGCUUCUUUUAAAUCACUUAAAACCCAUUUUUAUAGAACUGCUUUUAAGUG
Molecule: messenger RNA, 1536 nt
Organism: Cyclopterus lumpus (lumpfish)
Lineage: Eukaryota; Metazoa; Chordata; Actinopteri; Perciformes; Cyclopteridae
Product: ubiquitin-associated protein 1-like
Exons: 4
Coding region: 131-1249 (372 amino acids)
Biological process (GO): ubiquitin-dependent protein catabolic process via the multivesicular body sorting pathway
Cellular component (GO): ESCRT I complex
Molecular function (GO): ubiquitin binding
Source: RefSeq, a predicted model, not a curated record